AUGGCCUCGUCUCACUUCACUUCAUCUUGGAUUCAAUUGAGAAAAACAUUCAUUUUUGUGAAAAAUCUUUACAAAAAUUUUCCACUUAGUAGGAACAAGUUCUCUUCAUCGGAAGAUGUUGCCAUAUUGAAUUAUGUCCUUAAAGAUAACAAGUAUGUCAAUGCCGGUGGUAACAUCAUUUGGCAAAAGGCUGAGGAAUUAAAGAUCACAGACCACCCUUGGCAGUCUAUGAAAGACCGCUUCCGACGUUACAUUUUGAAUAACUUGAAUUCAUACCACACUGUUGAGCGGGAAUUGAGGAUCUUAUUAGCCAAGCACUUCAGCAUUAGUGUAAAAAUUGAAAAACCACCAAAGCCUCUUUAUUUCCUUCCAGGUAACAGCGGAAAAUCAUGUUCAACAAAACAGUCUAUUGAGGCUAGUAGUGAUGCAGAGAAGAAAUCAGAUUCCAGAAGGCAGUCGUCAAAGAAUAAUGAAACCACAUGCCAUAUCAAAUACAUUGAUUACGACGGCAAUCCACCUUGUAGCAGCAAAUCAAUGAAUAGAAUUGAUUGA
Helobdella robusta is the source of this 552-nucleotide messenger RNA. RefSeq lists its product as hypothetical. Gene Ontology annotation, cellular component: shelterin complex. The transcript has 3 exons. NCBI's taxonomy places the organism in Eukaryota, Metazoa, Annelida, Clitellata, Rhynchobdellida, Glossiphoniidae. The record is from RefSeq and is a predicted model, not a curated record. Bases 1 to 552 code for a protein of 183 amino acids. Gene Ontology annotation, molecular function: telomeric repeat DNA binding. Gene Ontology annotation, biological process: regulation of DNA-templated transcription; telomere maintenance via telomere lengthening.